This is a messenger RNA of Ceratosolen solmsi marchali, 2385 nucleotides long. RefSeq lists its product as uncharacterized. The record is from RefSeq and is a predicted model, not a curated record. Gene Ontology annotation, biological process: negative regulation of Wnt signaling pathway. Lineage: Eukaryota; Metazoa; Arthropoda; Insecta; Hymenoptera; Agaonidae. Gene Ontology annotation, molecular function: Wnt-protein binding. Gene Ontology annotation, cellular component: plasma membrane.
UCGAACUCGCGUCUUCGGACUCUUGGACUGUUUUUAGUACACUUGUAACGGGGUAACGAAGGCGGACGAAUAUGACUGGUACCGCCAAAGUCGAUUCUGUGACAAGUAUCGCGAUGUCUUGAGUUUGUGAUUUAUUUAUCCCGCUGUUUUAUCGACCACUGCAAAAUGGCAUUCUACUGCAGAAUGGAUUGCGCUUUCCUGCUCUUCUGCAUCCUCGCUUACGGAUGCAUCGGUAAGGGUGCGUUAGCACUGUGGGAUGCGGCCGAGGCAAGCGAGGACCAGUGCGACAUCGCCGUCCGAGAGAUCAUGAACGAGGACCGGGCGACGGUCGUCGACGAAUCCGCCACGCGGCUCCAUGCCGUUUGGAUAUCCCAGGAGUGCGAGAUCCGCGCGGGCCCGGAGUACAUCAUAAGGAAGUACAGCUUCUUUGAGAACGGCACCUUUCUCCUGAUGCGGCAUUACUAUGCCGAGGAGUCGUGCAGCAUCGCCACGUACACGGUGACGACGCGCGGUGUUAUCAAAAUGUUGGGCAGCUCCCUGGUGACGCCGGGUGCCACCGAGGCACGCUACCAGCUGGAUACGGUCCACGUCUCGCCGCUGAAUCGUCAAGUCGCCCACAAAUUGGGCCAUCGCGUGAACGUGUCAUGCGGGCCGCAGCCACGCUGGCGUCCUUACGUCGCCCAGCUGAUCUACGAACGGGCCCCGGAGCGCUUCGGGGGCUCGCUCACAUGGCAGGGACCACGCUACAACUCCCUGCAGGCCACCAGAGCAUGAUGGGGGUGGAGCGUCGACUGCCUCGCGCCCCUCGGCAUCGAUUACGACGAGCUAAGGUUGCUGAGAGUUCAGCGCAGGCCCACGGGCUUCAGAUCCGCUGGCUUCGGGGCUGGUGAUCGGCCGAGGGUCGAGCUCUUCCUCGGCAGCUUACCUCCGGACCAAGCCUCCAGGAGGUCCCACAAGCACACCUCCCUACAGCCGACGGCGCUGCUCAGGACCGACACAAUCCACAAUUGUCCAAUAUGUGGGGCGAUAUCUCGAGGCACGGAGAACAGUCCGCCGUUGCUUCACGAGGUCGUCGCAUUGCCGGCCCUCCUCGGCGGCUCUUGGAUCAGCCCCUCCUGCGAAAGUCAUCCCGGUGGCGUGUGGCUUCGCCGUCAGCUGCGGGUCUACGCGGGCGAUAAGCUCUGGACUGGCCGCUGGGAUUACUUCGGCGACCCUCGGUGCAGCAACUUCCUCUACGGCAUAACCGCCGCUGGUAGUUAUGUACAACGAGCGCGCAGGCAUCGCCGACAUGACGUCACCGCCCUCGGCAGCACCGGGGAUUUCAUCGAGGACGAGAUAUUCGGACGCGCCAAAAGGCGAGUCGACGACGAGCCGCCGAGCAAGGACAACGAGAAAUCCGAGAUGGACGAUCGAACGAAGAAGGUCCUCGCCGAGUGGAUGACACCCAAGCUUGCCAAGGACCUAUUCGACAUCUACGUCCCGUCAAGGAUGCAAAAGGAGUCGAUGCUACCGACCUCGGGCGAGAUAAGCGAGGCCGUUGCGGAGAAGCACGAGCCAAGGCUCGCAUCGUCCAAUACCAAGAGCGCCUCUUCCAAGGCCUCGAACCUCGUCGAGGAUCUCGAGGACAGCGGCGUGGGCCCGAGGCCGAGACGCAGCCUCGACGAAGUCGAUUACUACCGGCAGCUCCUCCAAAGCGCCCAGCCCUCAAUGGCCGAGUCCUUCGCGGCGAUGCUUCGCGGCAAUCAGCGACGCGAGCAGACGACCAAGAAACCCCUCCAGUCGAUGACGCCGAGCGGCACCAGCGAACUCGACCUCCACGUGGCGGAGAGCCUCCUAAUCGCCGGCGACGUGGCACUGGCAAAGCGGUGCGGGGCCGCCCUCAGCGAGGGCAGCGCCCCCAAGACACCGAGGCUCUCCAACUGGCCCUCGAGCUGCGUACCCCAUUCCCUUGACGCGCCCUCUACCCUUGGACUCAGGGCGAGAAUCAGCGUCGAUUGGUACGGCCAAUACACGCUCCUCCUCGGCGCCAGGGACAAGAGCAUGUGGGACGCACCUCUAUUGCAGUGUGGACCCACCAGCAUGAGAAAUCCCAUACUAAGGUCUCACCUGAGGCGAAGCGUUGGCUUGAGAUUCGGUAUCCUCUUCAAUAGCUCGCCGAGGAGCGGAUCCGCACUCGACUUGGGGGCGAUCCUGGUGAUCAGCUGCCUCGCAGUAUAUUGGACGCGCGCGACUUAGACACUCCCUAACUUCCCCGCUACCCCCAUGUGGUGGUGAAAUUGUGAUUUGCGUCAGGGCAAGCUACGGUAGAGUAUCGUUGCCCGACCUCUCUGUUACUUGCUUACGAAUUUUAGUUACCUCACCUUUUCAUUUUAAGCGACUACGAAA